Messenger RNA from Zeugodacus cucurbitae (melon fly), 2179 nucleotides. RefSeq names its product etoposide-induced protein 2.4 homolog (gene tank). The coding region runs from base 242 to 1699 and encodes 485 amino acids. Gene Ontology annotation, biological process: macroautophagy. The record is from RefSeq and is a predicted model, not a curated record. NCBI's taxonomy places the organism in Eukaryota, Metazoa, Arthropoda, Insecta, Diptera, Tephritidae. Gene Ontology annotation, cellular component: endoplasmic reticulum. The transcript is spliced from 4 exons.
ACAGCUGUCAUUUUAUUUUCUUUUGUCAGUUCGCCCAGAUUGACCUGAAGGGAUCAUAAAUAUAUAUUGGUGUAUAUUUCGUUAGAACAUUUACUGACUGCAUAAUUAAAACAAUAUUAAAUAAUCGAUGUGCAGCUUUUAGUACAUUAUUAUAAAUGCGCAAAUAUUUGAGAACCUAAAAUCGCACGGGUUCGCCUGAAAAUAGCCAUCCACUUCGUCGCUGAAAUUCUAUUAAUCAAAGAUGGAAGCGAUAAAGAACAUUUCACUUGGUUUAAUUUCCGGCGUCUGGGAUAGCAUUAGAGGUAUGACACUGCUAUUCCAUAUAGACGCAGAUAUAUAUAAAAUAAACGAGGCAAAAGAGGCUGAAAAGCGCCGUCGGAAAAGAGAAAGAGAACGUAAUCGCAACCCGUCACCGACACCAUCGUCAGCAGCUGCUAUGGCCAGAGAAGAACUAAAAGAACUUAUCCAACAGAAGAAUAUACCGAAUGAACGCAGUAUAAAUAGCAUAUUUAAACGUUCGGAAAACAAUGAAUUUAAUGUCAAAAAACCCGAAAAAGAAGUGAUUAAAAAAGUAUGUCAAUGCUGUAUAUUGAAUGGUGGAUUCACUUGGCUUAGCAUUGUUUUAUUCGAUAAAGUUCUUAUACCAUCUUUUGAAUUUGGACUGAACUUGUUUUUUGACGAUGAUCCAUCCUCUAUUAGUUUUUCAAGGAGUCUUAUAGAACCCAUUGUAUCUAUACUUUUUGGUAUGACGUGGUUAAUGCCAAUAUUUCUGCUUAGCAAAUGCGUAAGCUCCUUGUGGUUUGCGGAUAUCGCAUAUUCCGCCUAUUUCGUGCGAAAAGGAAAACCGCAGUUAAUACCCAAUAUUAGCAAAUUAAUAGCAGAUUUCCUAUUUAACUUGGUGGUACAAGUAUUGUUCCUUAUACAAAGCAUGCUUGUCAAUUUAUUACCCGUACCAUACAUAGGUGAAAUUCUAUGUUAUAUACAUUUGUGCUUCAUCUAUUCAUUAUAUUGUUUCGAAUACAAAUGGUUCAACAUGGGUUGGGAGCUACACCGUCGUUUGAGUUAUAUCGAGAAUAACUGGCCAUAUUUUAUUGGGUUUGGCAUACCUUUAACUGUACUAACCAACAUGACCGAUUCUAUUGUCGUCAGCAGCUGCAUAUUUUCUAUACUUUUUCCGCUAUUCAUCCUGAGUGCAAAUGACGCAAUACCUAUCGUCGAUGCAGCCAAUAUUUCAUUGCGCCUCUUCUCGCCCGUGAUAUUUGCAUCUAAUUUAAUAUUCACACGUGGAGGUCCUCCGAAGUUGGAUGCAGCUAAAUUAGCUCAACAGAAAAAGCAACUACUCAUACAACAAGGAAAGCAACUACAAGAACACAAUUUGAUCCAGCAGCAUAUAGAAAAUGAAUAUUUAGGACGUAGUCGUAGUCGCCAAACUGAUGAAAUAUCAGAUGAAUCCUACAAUUCACUGCGCCGACAGUCUUCACGCUACUCUGAUUCACCGUCUCCAAGCCCAUCCCCAUAUCGCUACCAGCAGCCACCAAACCAACCUCGAGUACCAUCCACAAUGCGCGCCACAAAUGCUUUUGCUGAACGUGCUCAGUUCGGGAGUGGAGUUCCAACAAUUACACCUACAACAUUACCUAGAGCCCCAUCAUCUGUCAGCUCAUCUCCACAUUCUACACAAACCGUUCGUCGCAGGUAGGCGAACAGUUGCAGGCAAAAAUAAAAAUCAAAAAUUUAAACACACAGCUGUCGACUACAAAAUGAAACUGACGGUAUCGACUGCUGGCAACAUAAACAACUGAAAUUUAUUCAAAUGGACUUUAAAGUGUGAUCAAUAUCUUUUAGUUUCGCUUUAUGUAUAUUGAUACAUAAGCUUAAGAUAAGGAACGCUUUAUGUGCUUGUUUCGCUAAUACAAGUAAUUCCCCCUAAUAAUUCUUAUAAUGACAAUUACAUACAUUUGUAUUUUUUAGAAGCUGAUUUUUAUUUACAUAUUUAGAAAGUAUAUCGCAUAUUAGGUAUAAAAUUCUCAAUAUAUGUCGUAAUGUAAUGAAUCGGACAAUUUUUUUAUUGUUGUACGUUUUAUAUGUACAUACAUAUACGUAUAUAUAUACAUAUAUACAUAAAUAUACACGCGAGAUAAAUGAUUUAAAUAAACUUCAUCAAAAUAACUUUUGUAAA